Suillus fuscotomentosus is the source of this 945-nucleotide messenger RNA. RefSeq lists its product as uncharacterized. The transcript has 10 exons. Bases 1 to 945 code for a protein of 314 amino acids. The record is from RefSeq and is a predicted model, not a curated record. Lineage: Eukaryota; Fungi; Basidiomycota; Agaricomycetes; Boletales; Suillaceae.
AUGACUCUAAAAUUGCUUGCGCUAUCGUCUCUCGCUUUGCUAACUAACGCGCAUAUGGCCGCGUAUCACAAGGCAAUGUAUUGCUUUAAUGGAACUGUGGCGGGACAGGUCAACUAUAACAAUGACGAUCCUGUCAGCCCCUUGUGGAUGUUGCAGAAGAGCGAUUACUGGUUUCAUCAUUUCAACGGGUGUGAUGAGUUCCCCCCUGCGCCAGGAGACUUCCUUGAACUACCUGCCGGAAGUUCCUUUACUGUUGAAGUAGCCGCCAACCGCGGUGUGACGUCCCUGUCAUUUAAUGGACAAUUUGCGACUGAGUGGGGUGAUGGUCAAAAUCACCCCGAGGACUACUCCAUCGCAAACUUGGCAGGCGCUCCUCUUUCUGGUAGUGAUUGCAUAGGUAGUCCCAAUAUGCAUACACAAAACCAGUCUAUGGCUGCUGGGACUGCAUUCGCAAUCUCUUACCAGUCGGAACUCAGCGAGGUUACGAUUGACAACCUCGUCGUUUUUACCGUCCGCUAUAACACCCCUUGGAAACGUAUCACAAGCUACGAUGUUCCUAAGGACAUGCCUGCUUGUCCCGCAGAUGGUUGCACUUGUGCUAUUCCGGAUGGGUGCGGCGAGCCUAACAUUUACAUGCAGGGCUUCAAGUGCAUGGUCACCGGCGCUACCUCCACUACCCCUCUUGCCACCCCUAAACCUCCCGUCUGGUGCGAGGAGGACCAGAGUACAUGUACUCAGGGCGCAAAGCAAAUCCUGAUCUGGAAUCAGGCUGAGGGCAACAAUAUCGCAGUCAACGGUUUUGACCUGAGCGGCAAUGCUAAGAGUCCGGCGUACAAUAGCAAGUGUGGAUUCCAGGACGGAGCACAGAAUGACAUCUUUGGUCACAAGACUUGCCGCAAACGGAUGGUUCACAAGCCCGUCCGCCGUCGUUUCCUUUUCAAGUAG